GACCAAACCGAUAACUGCAAUGCCAACUCCGUAUGCGGCAUCUCCCUUCCAUCUGACAAUUGCUUGACGCUUCACGUGAAUGACACCGCGUGCUUCAAAUGCUUCAUCUCGAGAAGAAAUCCAGGAGACAAUGGAGGGAAAUGCAUCUUUUCGUCCAUUGAUUGCUAACAUGGGAAUGCCAUCAAACCGUUCUCCUAGUAAGAAGACUGCAUAUGCUACUCACUGUCCUUUGUACUCAGCAACGUCAAACACCCACACUCUUCCCCUGCAUUGCAACUGUACAUGGUCAGCCACCCAACAGCCACAGAACGGUACGCGCAGGCACAGAACACAGAACACAGACUACACCCUAAACUUGUCUCACUGCAUUACACCACGGCACUCCACUCUUCAAUCAUCCAUCCAUUCGUUCACUCUCAUUGAUCCAUUCAUCGAUUCAUUCAUCCAUUCAUUCAUUCACUCAUUCAUUCACUCUCCACCACUCUCUCUUCCUCCUCCCCUCAAUCUUUUCCUGGGCAAAAGGAAGAUCAAACGCUCAGUCCAAAGGCUCACACGAACAUCGUUCCCUACUUUUGUUCAUCGCUUCUCUCACGCCUCCUCCCUCUCUUCAUCCCAUCAGAACCCACCGUUUCUACUUAUAAAACAGACAUCCGAGCUCAGAAUCCUUGGGAAGACGAUUGUGGGAAAUAGAAGCUGGACUUUGCCGCACUUCAAGAUCUCUCCCUCUCUCGAGAAAGGAACGGAGCUGUCCUCCUCACACACACACACACACUCGACAUUCGACAUUCGUUCUUGAUUGCAAUUUUGUCAUUCGUUUUCAACAUCACCACACAUCUCUACAGUCGCAUUUGUCCCGGUAUUCUUCCCUUCCUGAAGAAAAGAGGGAAACUCAAUUUCGACCGCCAACCUCCGACCAAUUCCUAACGACCCCAUACCAAUUUCAAGGUACCGGUCGAAGGACGAUCAAACCCGCGCGCUUCAGAGUAACACCAUCAGGAAGACAUCUCACCAAAAAGAAUUAACAAUUAUUCCUUUUGCCAAUUGCUAUCGAUCACGUCGAGCAAUGCCAAUUUGAUCUCCAAUUGAGAAGAUUGCGAUACCAUUCAUUGGGCCGGGUUCGCUUCACAUCGCAUGAAGAGUGAAUAAAUAUUCUGGUCGCAUUCGCAUUCAUUUCCACUUUCUCGUGCGUGGAUUGGUCACCGAUCAACCAAAAUAUGAUUCAACAAUAGAAAUAGCCACAUUUUAUCUUUUCUAUUGUGCUUCUAGAAAUUGCUCAGCUUUAAUAAGCCACGGUCGACCCGCAAACUUAUAUCCACAAUCCUCCUGUCGUUGACGUUUGUACUCGUUACCCGUUUGUUCGACCUUCACCAUCCAAGACUAUUCGUCGUCUUACCCUUUUCAUAUCCGUCCUCAAUUGAGAUCAUCCAUACAGCCAAGUACAUGAAUUCGUACUCGACAGAUCAAUUGUACAUCACCCUCACUUAACCUGCACAAGUCGAUACUUCGCAGGCGGAGAACGACAAGUGCACCACACAUAGCUCGACGUUCAAUACAUCGAAGAGACUCACUCCUUGCGAAAUCUCCAACAAAACCUUCAAGGUUACAAUUCCUCUUUUCUAGCCAGGUGCUUCGACAUUAUAUCAAUUGUCAUCGUGGCAGAGCCAAACGAAUUUAAUUAAAACAUUUACCAUUUUACUAUUUCAAAUAUGGGAUUUUUUUCACGGCGUGUGAAUAAAGACGACCUACGUCCCGAACAGAAAUGGGACUUUAUUAGUCUCAACGAUUUCAAAUCCACUUCCUGUCUCACUCCUUUCGCAUAUGCAUAUCUGUGGAUUUCCUUGGUUAUAUCUACCGCCGUUUAUGGUGUAGAUACUUUUACCGCCGUUAACCUUUUGGCGUUCAAUCGAUGGUCGGGUGAAAUUCAACCGAUCAUUCCUCUCAAAGUUUCGAAAUGGAUCUUUUCUGGGUGUAUCAUUGCUUCUUGGGUUAAUCUCGGAUUCGAACAUUUACGUGCAUGGAGAGUUAUGCGACGUGGAGCUGUUGCCGAGAGUUAUUUGGAUAAUCUUGCUGUUCGACUGGAAAGUAUUAAAAUGGGACAGACUGGUCGAGGUUGGAGAAGAUUCUUGGUUUUUGCCGAAUUGACAAAAUCUAAAAAGGGAACUGAAUAUGUUGCACUCUUUACAUAUUUCGCUUUUCAAUCUUGGAUUCGUGUUGUAUUCUGUCAAGGACCUCGUCAAGUCAUCAACGCAUUAACUCUAUACUCAGUCUUUCAUGCAAAACUCGACCCUACUGAAUCCAAUGAUGUUGGAGAUGCCCUUUUGACUUUUUUCAAGAAGGUUGGAAUUCUUGCAGAACAAGAACAUCAGCAAGCUGUCAUCUUGUCUGGUAUGAUCUUCACACUUGUCAUUUGGAUCUUUUCCGCACUGAGUCUUAUCCUCGCAAUCUUGUUCUAUCUACUAUUCUUAUGGCACUAUAUUCCCAAUCACGAUGGUGGACUUACAGGCUAUUGUGAGCGAAAGAUUAAUGAACGUUUGACAAAGAUUGUUAGCGUCAAGGUCAACAAGGCCAUCGAGGAAGAGGAAAGAAAGCGAACCAAAGCAGAACAAAAGGCAGUAAAGAAAGGAGAGAAAGUCUCGGGACGUCAAGCUACUAUUCCAGCACUCUUCGAUUCAAAAGAAGACGAUAAACUUCCGGAUAUGCCUGUGCUCAAUAGAGCAGAUACUAUGUCAACCUUACCACAGUACACAUCACGACCAGGUACACCAAGUAGUAACCUUCCACAAACAGCCAGUUUCGAACUUGAGAAAUUGGAACAGAAGCGGCCAUUACCUGGAAGAUCUGUCACAGGGUCAAGUUAUGCUUCAAAUGCUCCUCUUAUGGGUAAUGCAGGUGACAUGGGAAGAUUACCGGAUUUACCACCACUUGAUACGGAUAUGCCAUUCCCUGCUCCACAAAGAACAAACACCGGAGGAUCUCAAGGUAGUCAAUGGCAACGUGGUCCACCACAAGGUCCUCCUCAAGGUCCACCAAGAAUGCCAUCUGCAAUGGGUGAUCGUGGAUUUACAGCAAGUCCAUUUUCUUAUGCUGAUGGACGAAAUACACCUGGAUUCCCUGGACCACAAAGACAAAAUACAAUGGAUUCUUAUGGACGACCAAUUCCUCGAUCACAUACACCUAUGGGUCCUGGUCCAGCUCCAUCUAUUGGAAGACGUACACCAUUCGAUCCUGCUAUGCAAAAUCCUCAAAAUCGCAUGAUGUCUCCUGCAUCAGAGUAUGGAUCAGAAUAUGGGAGACAAACGCCAUUCAAUCCAGCACUUCAAAAUCAAGGUCGAUCAUCACCAGCUCCAGGGUCAGAAUUUGGAGGUCCAAGACCACCAUUCAAUUUCUAUAAUGAUCAAGGGAGAUCAUCUCCAGCUCCUGGAUCGGAGUUUGGUGGUCCAAGACCACCUUUCAACUAUAACCAACAUGGACGCUCGUCACCUGCACCUGGACCUGAUUUCGGUCGUAGAACACCAUUCGAUCCAGCUUUACAAAACGAUGGACGUUCUGCUCCAGCUCCAUCAAAUAUGGGUCAAGGGUAUGGUCAAAAUACUCAAAGUCCGCCAUCAGCAAACCCAGCUGGGUAUAAAGCAUUCAAUCCCAAUUCCAUUAACCCAACAUUAGCAUCACCAGUUGAACAAGAAGAACAUCAACAUGGUUUUGAUUUUGGUACGGGCACAUCGAGUCCACCUCGAACUAGAAAUGUCACGGAACCUAUUCCUAGGGCUGCGACUACGGGACCAGAACAAAUGAGAUUUGGUGGAAAUCGAAAUGAAGAUUAUGAAGAUGAGGAAAUGGGACCUAUUUCACCUCCUAGGAGAGCUGCUACGGAAGUUGGUGGAUUCAAUCCAAAUCAAAGAACGAAUCAAAAUCAAGCUCAUCAAAGACAAGGAUCGGAGUCUGGUUCUGGUUCUGGUUCUGCACCAUGGGGAGGUUAUAGAUGAGAGAUGUUUUGAAUUUAAAGGGCUUGAAUGAUUUAGAAGGGCGUUCAAUCUGAAUUGGAUUGUAAAUUUAAGGCGAAAUGCUGAUAGGGGGUAUUAAACUUUCAACGGCGAUGAAUUAUAUACUUGAUGGUGUUUUGAGGUGGUUCUUUGGUGUUUAUGAGAAGGGAUUUUAUAUUUAUUCACUUACGUUCUUUAUGAAGAUAUUUGAAAGGGGAAGAUGAGGAAAAUUAGACUUUCAUACCACUUGUAUGUACGAUAGAAGAUUCACUGCUUGUGGGCCGGUGAUAUCAUAUCUGGGAGAUUGAUGCUUUGGGGAUGUUUAUACGAAUUGGUGGAUUGAAAGAUGGAUUGAUGAUAGUAAUGAAGAAUUACUGGAUUGGAAACGGUGGAAUGAAUUGAUGGUUUCGAAAUUAGGUGAGGUGGAUGAAUAGAUAGAUGUCUUUCAAAUAACUAGUUUGAAAGAGAUGAAAUGAUACCUUA
Messenger RNA from Botrytis cinerea B05.10, 4463 nucleotides. RefSeq lists its product as hypothetical. Gene Ontology annotation, cellular component: plasma membrane. The transcript is spliced from 3 exons. Bases 1707 to 3983 code for a protein of 758 amino acids. Gene Ontology annotation, biological process: potassium ion transmembrane transport. The record is from RefSeq and is a predicted model, not a curated record. NCBI's taxonomy places the organism in Eukaryota, Fungi, Ascomycota, Leotiomycetes, Helotiales, Sclerotiniaceae. Gene Ontology annotation, molecular function: potassium ion transmembrane transporter activity.